AUGACACAGCAAGAUUACGAGAUCUUCAAGCUUGGAGACUGGGAGCUCCAGAGCGGAGAGAAACUCAACGAUGCCCAUAUUGCGUACAAGACAUUUGGAGACCCCAAAUCUCCUGCUAUCGUCUAUCCAACCUGGUUUUCUGGCUUGAUAUCGGACAACCUAUGGUUGAUAGGCGAAGACAAGACACUGAAUCCCAACAAGUACUUUAUCAUCAUCCCUGCCCUCUUUGGAAACGGCCAGUCAUCCUCUCCGUCAACCCAGUCCACACCUGGACCAUUUCCCAAAUGUUCCUUUUAUGACAAUGUCCGGGCUCAGUAUACGCUUGUUACGCAGCAUUUGGGGAUCAGCCACUUGCGUGCCGUACUUGGGUGGUCAAUGGGCGCUGUCCAAAGUUAUCAAUGGGCGACUCAAUAUCCGGACUUUAUGGAUUUGAUAGUCCCUUUUUGUGGAUCAGCGAGGACCGCCUUGCAUAAUCAGGUCUUCCUGGAGGGUGUUAAGAGUGCACUGCUUGCUGCGAAGAGCAUUCCCUCCGCUGGCUCGGGAGAGGACGGCAUUCUCACCGAUGGGGAUGGUUUUCGAAUUUGGAAUACUAAAGAGAAAGAGGUCGGUCUCAAAGCAUUUGGGAGAGGUUAUGCUGGAUGGGGUUUCAGUCAGACAUUCUAUCGCGAGAAAGUAUAUGAAACGGCACUGGGCUUCAAGGGGCUGGAGGACUUUAUGCAGAAUUUCUGGGAGAAAUGGGCACUUUCUAAAGGCAAGUAUACAAUAACGAACGUUCCUAAUCCGGAGAACCUACUCGUAAUGCUGCAAACUUGGCAGAAUGGAGACGUAUCGAAGCAAGCGCCUUACGAUGGAAAUUUCGAAAAGGCUAUGGAAUCCAUCAAAGCCAAGGCACUCGUAUUGCCUGGAAAGACAGAUCUAUACUUCCCUCCAGAGGAUUCAGAGUAUGAGGUCGCAUGCAUGAAGCCAGGAAUCGGGGAAUUUGAGCCAAUUCCCUCCAUAUGGGGCCAUUGGGCUGGGGGUCCUGGGAAUAGUAAAGAUGAUGUCGAAUGGCUGGAUAAACGCCUUUCAGAUUUCUUCGCUGGGGUUGAUUCAAUGAACGUGGCUGGGCUCAAGAUAACUGACCAGGGGAAUUGA
Messenger RNA from Aspergillus wentii DTO 134E9, 1134 nucleotides. RefSeq names its product homoserine acetyltransferase family protein. Gene Ontology annotation, molecular function: acyltransferase activity, transferring groups other than amino-acyl groups. The record is from RefSeq and is a predicted model, not a curated record. NCBI's taxonomy places the organism in Eukaryota, Fungi, Ascomycota, Eurotiomycetes, Eurotiales, Aspergillaceae. Gene Ontology annotation, biological process: biosynthetic process. The transcript has 6 exons. The coding region runs from base 1 to 1134 and encodes 377 amino acids.